This is a messenger RNA of Rodentolepis nana, 528 nucleotides long. The record is from the annotation of a GenBank genome assembly. NCBI's taxonomy places the organism in Eukaryota, Metazoa, Platyhelminthes, Cestoda, Cyclophyllidea, Hymenolepididae.
AUGUCAGACCUAAUGUUGGCUGCUGAGUACACCCUGCGACGAGCUUUGGAUGAAAGCUCUGGCGAUCUUGUGGUCACUGGGAGCCCUCAUCUGCUCUGUUCAAGAUUACCUAAACACUGGAGAUCAAAUAAAUCCCUUCCGACUCCAUUCAGGGUAGUGAGUUUAGUUCCAGUUCCGGAUGGAACGAGGGUGCUUUUAAGUGCUGGCAACGAAGAGAGACCAUUUGCAGAACUCAAAAACGCUAUCGCUGUGAUGCAAAACCAGGAGGCAAGAUUCAAUGAUCUUCGAUUUCUUGGACGCAGUGGAAGAGGAAAGUCUUUCAAUGUAACGAUCAAUGUGGAGACGAAUCCACCACUCAUUGGCACCUACUCACACGCAAUUAAAGUUACAGUAGAUGGACCACGAGUUCCAAGGAACAAAUAUGGUAAAUAUUAUUUUAAUAAAUUAAACAAUUGGAAUGCGAAAACAAUUAGAUUAUUUUGUCAACCUAAUAGUGCAAUUUACUUGGAAAUUAAUUUAUCUUACUAG